AUGGCGAUGAUGCACGCGUCGAUGGCUGUGACGCGCGCGUCGGCGUCCGAUGCGCGCGUGAAGCGUCACGAAGACGUCGGAAGAGAACGAGGACGCGGACGACCGGGACGGAUGAGCGGACGACCGAGUGCGACGACGACGGAGGGAAGACGCGAGAGCGUCGUCGCGCGCGCGAACGCAAAGAUUAAGGUGCUUGGAUGCGGUGGUGGCGGUAGCAACGCGGUGAACCGGAUGAUCUCGGGUGGACUUCAGGGCGUCGAAUUCUGGACCGUUAACACCGAUUCUCAAGCGCUCGUGAACUCGCUUGCGCCGAAUAAGCUUCAAAUCGGUGAACAGGUGACGCGAGGAUUGGGCGCCGGCGGGAACCCGGAACUCGGAGAGAUCGCGGCGAACGAAAGCAGGGACGCGCUCGAGCAAGCCGUGUCGGGAAGUGAUCUCGUGUUCAUCACCGCGGGUAUGGGCGGCGGCACCGGGAGCGGAUCUGCCCCAGUCGUCGCGAAGCUGUCCAAGGCGAAGGGCAUCCUCACCGUUGGCGUCGUGACGUACCCGUUCUCUUUCGAAGGACGCCGACGUAUCCAGCAAGCCACGGAGGCGAUCGAGGCGUUGCGAGCGAACGUUGACACGUUGAUCGUCAUCCCGAACGACCGUUUGCUCGACGUCGUCGAGGAGGGUACACCGCUGCAAGAGGCGUUUUUGCUUGCGGACGACGUCUUGCGUCAAGGCGUCCAAGGUAUCUCCGAUAUUAUUACCAUCCCUGGUCUCGUGAACGUCGAUUUCGCCGACGUUCGGACGGUGAUGAAGGACAGUGGUACCGCCAUGCUCGGUGUUGGCGUGGCUAGCGGGAAGAACCGCGCCGAGGAGGCGGCGCGAGCCGCCAUGAGUGCGCCGCUCGUGGAACACUCCAUCGAUCGCGCGAUGGGCAUCGUGUUCAACAUCACUGGUGGUCCGGAUAUGACUCUCAUGGAGGUCAACGCGGUCUCCGAAGUCGUGACUUCGCUCGCCGACCCCAACGCGAACGUUAUCUUCGGUUCCGUGGUGGACGAAAAGCACCGAGGCGAGAUCGCGGUGACAAUUGUUGCGACUGGUUUCCAACCAGCAGGACCGGGUGGUAAGUUCCGUGAGUCACCCUCGCGACGAGCACCCGCACCGGAACAGAAACAAGAAGAACCGCAACUCGCGAGGAGCGAGUCCGCACUUCCGUGGAACCGCUCUGAAAGCCGCCGUGGUGGGGGAUUCCUCGGUAGCUUCCGACGCUAA
Messenger RNA from Ostreococcus tauri, 1257 nucleotides. RefSeq names its product Cell division protein FtsZ, C-terminal. Gene Ontology annotation, cellular component: cytoplasm; chloroplast; cell division site. The coding region runs from base 1 to 1257 and encodes 418 amino acids. Gene Ontology annotation, molecular function: GTPase activity; GTP binding. The transcript is spliced from 2 exons. Lineage: Eukaryota; Viridiplantae; Chlorophyta; Mamiellophyceae; Mamiellales; Bathycoccaceae. The record is from RefSeq and is a predicted model, not a curated record. Gene Ontology annotation, biological process: microtubule-based process; cell division; chloroplast fission.